GAAUGGAAUAUUUCCCCUUCUCUACAGCCAGCCGGGCCCCCACCGGAUUUCAAGGAUUUAGGAUCCGUCACCAGAGACAUUGCACAGUGGGGGAAGAGUGUCCUUGGCGCGCUCAUCACUGCAAGUGACAGGCCGAGCCAGUGAGGAAAUGGUUGCUGACUGUGGCUGAAUCCACAGCUGCCAGAAUAUGCAGCCCAGGGGCCUUCCUGGCAGUGCAAAGGCAGCGGACUGCGCCAAGGAGCUGAUCACCACGUUGUGCACGGGGGUUGUGGCCGGGAGGCAUGGUGACAACUUUCAAGAUUGCCGUGCUGGGUGCUCAAGGGGUCGGGAAGAGUGCCAUUGUCCGCCAGUUCCUGUACAACGAGUUCAGCGAGGUCUGUGUCCCCACCAAGGCCCGCCGUGUCUACCUACCUGCCGUGGUCAUGAAUGGCCAUGUUCACGACCUACAGAUCAUGGACUUCCCGCCUAUCACCUCUUUCCCUGUAAAUACCCUGCAGGAGUGGGCGGACGUGUGCUGCCGAGGCCUCCGGAGUGUUCAUGCCUACAUCUUGGUCUAUGACAUCUGUUGUUUUGACAGCUUUGAGUAUGUCAAAACCAUUAGGCAGCAGAUCCUAGAAACAAGAGUCAUUGGAACCUCAGAUACUCCCAUCAUCAUUGUUGGGAACAAGCGGGACCUCCAGAAAGGCCGGGUCAUCCCUCGCUGGAAUGUCUCCAACCUUGUGAAGAAGACAUGGAAGUGUGGUUACAUUGAGUGUUCAGCCAAAUACAACUGGCAUAUCCUCUUGCUCUUCAGUGAACUUCUGAAGAGUGUGGGCUGCGCACGAUGUAAGCACGUUCACACUGCCAUCCGCUUCCAGGGGGCCCUGCGGAGGAACCGAUGCACCAUUAUGUGAGAACUUAAGGACCUGCUAUACCCCCCACCAUCUCUGAGGGCAGCUUCUCCCCACUCGCCUGCCAUGUGCAUGGGAACCCCCCCUUUUUUAAUCUGGAUUCAGCUGGGGUAGAAGUUCUUAACAAGCAGCUCUGUCCCUCAAAGGAAGCCUCAGCCCUUAGCCUCAUUGAGGCCAGCUGGUUUUUUUUAUUUAUUUCUUGCUGAUCCUUGAAGCAAUGGAUGAAGUUUGCUUCUUUAUACAUAGAAGUCCUUCUGCUUUGGAUCAUAGACCAGGAGGUACAGGAAUCAACAGAUGGAGAAAAAUGCAGAAAGUCAACCUGAAGAAGGGGAAUGCAUCUAAUUCACUCUCUUGCAGCCAGUAUAUUAAUCUACCAAAUGUGGGAUUAGUUUAUAUUUUGUGAAUGCAAAUUAAGAGGAGCAAAUGUCCUCUUGAAAUAGAACCAGGCAGCCAGCCCAAUGGGGAUGGGCAAUCUUUGGCCCUCCAGAUGUUGCAUAAGUGCAACUUAGCGGUCUUAACUGGGAAUGCAACAAGAGCAUCAUGCUGGAUGUUCUAAUUCAGCAACAU
Notechis scutatus (mainland tiger snake) is the source of this 1457-nucleotide messenger RNA. RefSeq names its product RAS like family 10 member B (gene RASL10B). NCBI's taxonomy places the organism in Eukaryota, Metazoa, Chordata, Lepidosauria, Squamata, Elapidae. The record is from RefSeq and is a predicted model, not a curated record. Gene Ontology annotation, molecular function: GTP binding; GTPase activity.